Molecule: messenger RNA, 2201 nt
Organism: Coregonus clupeaformis (lake whitefish)
Lineage: Eukaryota; Metazoa; Chordata; Actinopteri; Salmoniformes; Salmonidae
Product: protein XRP2
Exons: 5
Coding region: 164-1288 (374 amino acids)
Biological process (GO): post-Golgi vesicle-mediated transport
Cellular component (GO): periciliary membrane compartment; cilium
Molecular function (GO): GTPase activator activity
Source: RefSeq, a predicted model, not a curated record
GAAGCUCAAAUACAGGUUUAGUGCGUGUUAAGCCCGAAAUUUAGGUGGCUAGAAGACCGAAAAACCUGUAUAUUUCUUACAAAGUAGGCAAAAUAACUUCUGGGGACAGACUCUAGUCAUAUUUUACUAUUCACCUUUGGUGGCUUAUCGUUAAUAGGACAAAAUGGGUUGCUGGUUUUCCAAAAAAUCUAAAAGAAAAUCACCCGAAAAAGAACCUACGACGACGGUGGAAGAGAACACGAUCACCAGCAGCAGCAACGCCAACAACAUUGCCCUCAGCAGCAAUGCAACGGAGGAUCCACCUAAACAAUAUAGCUGGGACAAACGUGAAAAGGUUGACCCUAAGGACUUCAUGCUAACAGGGCUGAAGGAUGCCACGGUGGGCCGUCUGCCAGGCAAGCUGAACGGACAGCAGUUUGUCAUCCAGGACUGUGAGAACUGCAACAUCUUCGUGUUUGACCACUCCGCCACCAUCACCAUCGACGACUGCACCAACUGCUGCAUCGUUAUGGGGCCAGUGAAGGGCAGUGUGUUCUUCAGGGACUGUAAGGAUAUCAGGUGUGUGGUGGCCUGCCAGCAGUUCAGGACCAGGGACUGUAAGAAGAUGGAGGUGUUCCUGUGUUGCGCCACCCAGCCCAUCAUCGAGGCGUCCACGGGGAUGAAGUUCGGCUGCUUCCAGUACUACUACCCGGAGCUGGUCUUCCACUUCAAGGACGCAGGCCUCAGCAUCUUCAACAACAACUGGAGCAACGUCCAUGACUUCACGCCUGUCUCAGGGGAGACCAACUGGAGCCUGCUGCCGGAGGACACUGUGGUGCUGGACCAUGUCCCAGCCCCUGAUCCGGAGUCAGAGUUUAAAUCAGUCCGUGUCUCAGCUGAGGCAUCCCGCAGCAUCGUACCCAUGACCAAAGGAGGCAGACGCAAGGACAGUGACGAGUCCUGUCUGUUUGUGUUCUUCGCUGGGGACUACACCACUGCUAACGCCCGGAAACUCAUUGAUGAGGCCUUGGGGAAAGGGUUCGUGUUGGUCCAGACGAAGGAAGUGUCCAUGCGCCCCGAGGACAUCACCAGAGUGUUCCAGAACAAUGCAGAGGGACUCCAGGAGUGGAUCACCAAGGGGCCAGUGACAGCUCUGGAGUUGAAUGGGGACGGGGUAGUAGAGGCCUGUAAGACCAUGUCCAGGGACAUGUUCAGUGGAACCAAGGUGUUUGUUUCAGACAACAGAAAUACUUCCUCUCGAGACGUGGACAACUUCUUCAACUUCGCUGACAUGCAGAUGGGCUUGUAAUUGAAUCACUGCAUGAUCAUCAAAAACUACACCACUGAUACACUUUUGUAUGAUUACAUUUUUUAUUGGUAGUAUUAACACUGGAUAUACCAGUAGGUAGCAGAGAGGACAGGUUAAUCAGCAUAGUGAUGGUAGGUAUCAGAGAGGACAGGUUAAUCAGCAUAGUGAUGGUAGGUAGCAGAGAGGACAGGUUAAUCAGCAUAGUGAUGGUAGGUAGCAGAGAGGACAGGUUAAUCAGCAUAGUGAUGGUAGGUAGCAGAGAGGACAGGUUAAUCAGCAUAGUGAUGGUAGGUAGCAGAGAGGACAGGUUAAUCAACAUAGUGAUGGUAGGUAGCAGAGAGGACAGGUUAAUCAGCAUAGUGAUGGUAGGUAGCAGAGAGGACAGGUUAAUCAACAUAGUGAUGGUAGGUAGCAGAGAGGACAGGUUAAUCAGCAUAGUGAUGGUAGGUAGCAGAGAGGACAGGUUAAUCAACAUAGUGAUGGUAGGUAGCAGAGAGGACAGGUUAAUCAGCAUAGUGAUGGUAGGUAGCAGAGAGGACAGGUUAAUCAGCAUAGUGAUGGUAGGUAGCAGAGAGGACAGGUUAAUCAACAUAGUGAUGGUAGGUAGCAGAGAGGACAGGUUAAUCAGCAUAGUGAUGGUAGGUAGCAGAGAGGACAGGUUAAUCAACAUAGUGAUGGUAGGUAGCAGAGAGGACAGGUUAAUCAGCAUAGUGAUGGUAGGUAGCAGAGAGGACAGGUUAAUCAACAUAGUGAUGGUAGGUAGCAGAGAGGACAGGUUAAUCAGCAUAGUGAUGGUAGGUAGCAGAGAGGACAGGUUAAUCAACAUAGUGAUGGUAGGUAGCAGAGAGGACAGGUUAAUCAGCAUAGUGAUGGUAGGUAGCAGAGAGGACAGGUUAAUCAGCAUAGUGAUGGU